This is a messenger RNA of Opisthorchis viverrini, 396 nucleotides long. RefSeq lists its product as hypothetical. NCBI's taxonomy places the organism in Eukaryota, Metazoa, Platyhelminthes, Trematoda, Opisthorchiida, Opisthorchiidae. The coding region runs from base 1 to 396 and encodes 131 amino acids. The transcript is spliced from 2 exons. The record is from RefSeq and is a predicted model, not a curated record.
AUGGUUGGACAGAUCAUCCGAGCAUUGGCAAAGGCUAGCAACUUGUCUAAAUAUUGGUGGCUCAGAUAUUCGUCAGAUCAACCAGAUGGCAACAAAGAACCACAGGUACAAAUGAAUGACUUCGAAUUUUCCGGUCAGUCAACAAAAAUUUAUUCAUUCGUGGUUGAUCAGAUGGCUGUUGAUCUGUUCGCCGAGCUUGGCAAUUGGCCUGCAAACGUUUCGCCACCAUACGAGGAGACAUCAUCGGUGCGCGGUUGGUUAGGUACUUCUUCCUUGCCUGCGUGUGUUUAUAUAGCAGUCAAAGGCCAUCUGUUAUCUUCUGACGUGAUUGGCUACCUGAAGUGUAACGAGUCUAGUGAAUCUAUUGUUCCGUUUGUGAUCCUUGUUGCGUUGUAG